AUUCAAGGCAUACUUGCGAUGGCGGAACUUCCCUAAGACAGUGCGUGACAGCAAAGCGCAUCUGCCAUCAGAAACGGCUGCAUGCCCCGGUGUGACAGCUGCCUUCCUGCAGGUGCUGGCUGGCCUGCAGGAUGCUGAAACAGUCAGAUCUGGUCACACCCGGAACAUCUUUAAGGUGAGGCCAAGACGCUGGGAAGCACCCAUCUUUCACCACUGUCACAAACGCAGCUUGAUGCGCCCUCAACAGAAGGCGCAUCCCUCACACAAGGCUCGCCGCCGAUGGCAUGUUACCACAACAG
Molecule: messenger RNA, 299 nt
Organism: Ostreobium quekettii
Lineage: Eukaryota; Viridiplantae; Chlorophyta; Ulvophyceae; Bryopsidales; Ostreobiaceae
Source: the annotation of a GenBank genome assembly